CGUCCACCAUCUGGAUCCAAAACUCGAGAAAUUGAUGGUGAAAACCUUAUCAUCUCCCCAGCUGAUACUCAACUUCCAGCCAAGCGACCUAACCUAAAUCGUCCUCAAGACCGACCGCAAACUGGAGCUUUUCUUCUUGCUAACGCUGUCGCUAGAACCCGACCUGUGCCUAUACGACCUCGCCAACCAAACGAUAUUUCCAAUGCCUGCGUCUCCUUGCCUUCUCAAGCUUCUCCUUUAGCAUCGGUAGUUGGGAUGACGUCAACAGGUGUGCCUAAGUCGACUGUGAAAGUUGCCACUCCGAUUUCUCAACCUUCAUCGUCAGGUCCUGCCGCCGCUAGUGGUAUGCGCUUGUUGCGUCUAGUCAAGGGUAUUGGACUCACUGAAACGCAUUCACACGACCCUGAAACUAUCACUAGUCCAUUCCCGGAUAUUCAAUCUAUUGGUGCUUCGGAGAGCUCAUUGACUACUACUUGCCUAGGCACCAAUAUAACAACUAUCAAUACAGAAACUAUGAGCAGCAGCAGUUUUCGCAACUCCAAUGAAUCAAAUCGUGAGUCUCUUAUAUCUUCGCACAUGAAUUUAGGCUGUCUUGCAGAUGCAUUAAUAUCGUUAAGGGCAGAUUUCGUACUCGUUAAGUCCUGUUAUAAAAUGGGUUGA
Protopolystoma xenopodis is the source of this 660-nucleotide messenger RNA. The record is from the annotation of a GenBank genome assembly. NCBI's taxonomy places the organism in Eukaryota, Metazoa, Platyhelminthes, Monogenea, Polystomatidea, Polystomatidae.